GCCGAUGUGGCUCAGAAUCUGAUGGAGCAGCUGGGUGGCGGCGGAAGCAGCUUCGUGCUGGGGCCCUCCGUCUCGGCCGGCGCUUCACGACACGGCCGUACCUCGCCUCGAGAGGCCACUGCUGCUGCCGCUCCCGCCUCCUGCUCGCAGAUCAGCAUGUUGCCCGCUGUGCCCCAGACGGCCGCCUCCAGGCGUGGUGUCUGCAGCCGCAGUCCGCUGAGCGGCUUGCUGCGCUCCACGCCUAGCACCAAAACCAGCCCCAACCCGUCACUACAUCCGUUUGGUCACAACCAGCAACAGCCGUCGGGGCAGCAGCAGGAGCAACAGGAGCAGGAGGACCAGCAGCGGGUUUGCAGCAACCUGUCGAGUGCGUUAGCUCUCAUCCUCACGCCGCAACCGCCCGGAUGGACGGAGCUGCAUGUGAGCUCGGACGGUGCCGUACCCGAUGGCACCUCGGAUGCCACGGCAAAUGGCGGGCGAGACUCAAAGCAUGCGGGUGCCGUACCUGUCGGCCCAGGUGGCAUGCCGGGACCAUUAACACCUCCGGGACUGCUUGAGAAGGCCGCGACGCUAUUGCUGCACAAGGACAAGUCUCGGCGUCGUUCUAGCAUUGACUUUCCAGGUUUGCAAGCGUUGGAAUCAAUUCGUCGUGGCGCAGGCGGCGGCGGGGUUUCAGUAGGGGGCGGUGCUGCCCUGGAGUCGCCGUUCGGCCGGGGCCUUACGAAUGUCAUCUCCACACGGCGGCGGUCUUUGGCCGAGCAUGCGUUCAGCUCCUUGACGCAUGAGCCAAUUGAUGGGGCCACGGCGCCUGGGGAUCUCCGUACAACCGGUCGCAGAUCAUGUGGCAUCUGUACGGCAUCAACAGCGCUAAGUGAGGCCAACAACGCGGUUGCGAUGGUGAGCAAGGAAGACGGCGCGUGCGGGGCAGGGUUCAGCGGCGGUAUGAUCGAUACGGAAGGCGGGGCCGGCUGCAGCGGCGGCGGGGUGGCAGGGCAUUCAGCGGAAAGGCUGGUUCCGCGUCGCCUGUCAGCCGUAAUGAGUUUGUUUGCACGACGUGGCUCUACAGCCAGUCUUGGUAGCCUGCCGCGGGACACCUCCCUGGACGGAGGCGGAAAGUUGGGAUGGCUUGGCGGAGGCGGCGGAGGCGGGAACAACGGUUUCAUCGACGGGAGCUUCAGCGCCACUCGCAAUGCCUCUCUGCCAUGCAACGCUGCGCAUCCCUUGACUCCGUGGGGGCAUGCGGCCUCCGAGGCUUCCCUGCUUGCACCACCCCACAACAGCCGGUUGGGUCAACUGCUUGGUAGCCCCUCGCGGGCAGCCAGCGGCAAAUGCGCGGUGUCCGUGGCGGAUGCAACAGCGGUGGCGGUGGCGGCGCCGGCGCCUAAUGGGAGUGCCGCAGUCACGCCCGCUAGACGACACCUUCCCCCGCCGAUAGCAGUUAUUGAUGAGGUGGAGAGACUGCUCGCGAAGGCUGACAGCUGGCAGUUUGACUCUUGGGCGCUGCAAGAGGCGACGCAGGGUCACGCACUGUCAGCUCUGGGCUUCUAUCUCAUACAGAGGGCGAAGCUGCUGUCGACCUUUCGUCUCAAGCCUGUCACCCUUGCCAGGCUUCUCCGUCAAAUCGAGGCGGGCUACCAGUCUUCCAACCCCUACCACAACGCCACCCACGCCGCGGACGUGCUGCAGACGCUGCACGUGAUCGUGUACUCCGCGCAGCUGCACGUGCACUACCUGGACCCGCUGGGGCUGCUGGCGGCAUACUAUGCGGCGAUCGUGCACGACUACGGCCACCCGGGCCUGACCAGCGACUUCCUGAUUGCCACGUCGGACUCUCUCGCGGUCCGCUACAACGACCGCUCCCCUCUGGAAAACCACCACUGCGCCGCGUCCUUCAGCCUGCUGCUGCGGCCCGAGCUGGACCUGCUGGCGCCGCUGAGCCCGGCGGAGCGCAGCAGCUUCCGCAAGCAGGUCAUUGAGAUGGUGCUGGCGACCGACAUGAAGCAACACUUCUCCAUACUCAGCCACUUCAGCACCGUGCACAGGCUGGCGGCAUAUUCGCAGCAGCAGCAGCAACAGCAGCAGCAGGCGGCGUCCCCUGGUGGGGGACCGGCGUCUAGCAAACAGCCAAAGCAGCUAGCUCGGAGAACCCUGCGCAGGACGCUGUCGCGCGUGUUGAGUUUCACCCCGGACAGCACCCUGGUUUCGGAGCCCUGCGCCGCCUUCGCCGCCAACUGGUCCGAGCCGCCUCCCAAGCCCGUAGACGAGACGGAGCGGCUGCUGAGUCUGCAGGUUGCUCUCAAGUGCGCCGACAUCGGUCACCUGGGUGAGGCGCUGGAGGUGCACAAGCGCUGGCUGGUGGAGCUGGAGGAGGAGUUCUUCCGGCAGGGCGACCGGGAGCGGCAGCUGGGGCUGCCCAUCAGCUCGCUGUUCGACCGCGCCAAGCAGGGAGUCAGCAAGAGCCAGGUGGGCUUCUACGAGUUCGUGGCGCUGCCGCUGGUGCACGCGCUCAGCAGCGCCUUCCCGGGAGCGCAGCCGCUCAUGAGGUGCUUCGUGCAAAACUACAACCACUGGCGCGUACUGGAUGGGCAGCAGCCUGUGGAGGUCCCCAAAGGCAAGGAGCAGGCGGCGGAUGAUGAGUCAAGACGCGAGUCCCAAGAGCAGCGACGCCCCUCCCAGCGGCGAUCGCGGCAGCAGGAACGGGAGUCGGAGCAGCAGGAACCCGAAAAGGUGGUGGAACCGCUGGGGUCGAUGCUGCUGUGCGUGCCGGAUGCGGCGAUCCUGACUGCUGCGGACCUCCAGCAAACAAAUGACAAUGUGUAGGAGGCAAGGGGAAGAACGAGAGGAGGAGGGCGGGUGAGGUAAGAAGGGAGGCGAUAACGAGAGCUUGCAUGGAAAAAGGCAUGAAGACGCUACGUAACGGGCUUGCAUGGAAGCAUUGGUUAUGGAGGGUUCCAUGGUCGCUGGGCCCAUAAAUUUCAUGGGCCCGGCAUUGCCUAAACACGCCUGCCCUAGCGAGAUGGUGCAGCUUGUGGUAGACUUCCAUGCAUGUUCAAGAAACUUUGAUGCCAGCCCCAACAGAAGUAUGGAAAGGAAGAAACCAAAGGAACGUUGCACUCUUCAGGUGCCCGCAUGGGGCCGCAUGUGUUUGUAUGCAUGGCUUUAAGAGUGCAUUUAGCACGGGCGUUGCAUUCUUUAUGCGUUCAAGUGCAGAGCAGGAGGAACCGAGUACUGAGGUUUGCGGCACGGUUGGGGAUGCGGGGCGCA
Messenger RNA from Astrephomene gubernaculifera, 3264 nucleotides. The record is from the annotation of a GenBank genome assembly. NCBI's taxonomy places the organism in Eukaryota, Viridiplantae, Chlorophyta, Chlorophyceae, Chlamydomonadales, Astrephomenaceae.